Molecule: messenger RNA, 823 nt
Organism: Drosophila navojoa
Lineage: Eukaryota; Metazoa; Arthropoda; Insecta; Diptera; Drosophilidae
Gene: Uch
Product: Ubiquitin carboxyl-terminal hydrolase
Biological process (GO): ubiquitin-dependent protein catabolic process; protein deubiquitination
Cellular component (GO): cytoplasm
Molecular function (GO): cysteine-type deubiquitinase activity
Source: RefSeq, a predicted model, not a curated record
CUCAAAGUGUCAAAAAAGUGCCGGUAAUCAUUUUCAGACAUUUCCAAAAUACAUUCAGUCGAAGUAACUACGUAAAGCGCUACAACUAAAUCAAAUUUUCUUGAAAACAAAAUGUCGACCUGGACACCAUUGGAAUCUAACCCGGAGGUACUGACCAAAUACAUACACAAGCUGGGUGUGUCGCCAUCCUGGUCAAUCACUGACGUCAUCGGCCUGGAUGAGGAGUUAUUGGCCAUGCUGCCCCAGCCAGUCAAGGCUCUCAUUUUGCUAUUUCCCAUUAGCGAUGCAUAUGAAAAGCACCGUGCCGAGGAGCAUGAGCGUAUCAAGUCGGCAGCUGAGCCUCUGAAGACCCCAGCUGAUCUUUUUUAUAUGCGUCAAUUUACACACAAUGCCUGCGGCACCGUUGCCCUCAUCCACAGCGUGGCCAACAACAAGGACAUUGACAUUGGUGAUGGCGUACUGAAGAACUUUUUGAAAAGCUGCGCCAACAUGUCGCCGGAUGAGCGUGGUCAGGCCUUGGAGAAGGACAAGGCCUUCACCGAGGAUCAUCAAAUGUUGGCGCAGGAGGGCCAAACCGAUGCUGGCAACUACGAGACAGUCAUCCAUCACUUCAUUUCCCUCGUCAACAUCGACAACACACUCUACGAGCUAGAUGGGCGCAAGUCGUAUCCCAUCAAUCAUGGCAAAACCUCGGAUGAGACUUUCUUGCCAGACGCUGCUAGGGUGUGCAAGGAGUUCAUGGCCCGUGAUCCGGAUGACAUGCGCUUCACUGUCUUGGCUCUAACUGCUACCCAGGAAUAGAAAGUGAGGGAGAGAGAGCGCC